Molecule: messenger RNA, 2390 nt
Organism: Micropterus dolomieu (smallmouth bass)
Lineage: Eukaryota; Metazoa; Chordata; Actinopteri; Centrarchiformes; Centrarchidae
Gene: bmp5
Product: bone morphogenetic protein 5
Exons: 7
Coding region: 148-1521 (457 amino acids)
Biological process (GO): SMAD protein signal transduction
Cellular component (GO): extracellular region
Molecular function (GO): growth factor activity; cytokine activity
Source: RefSeq, a predicted model, not a curated record
CCUCAGUUACCACCGCCAAAGUUGCGGUGCAUCUGUCUGAUAUGGAAAGUCUAUGAUUGCGUAUUGGCAGAGGUAUAAAUUAUUUUAUUCUUCCCACAGAGUGCGAUGUAGUUCAACUUCACACCCCAGAGUGAACUACUUGUCAGGAUGACAGCGCUUACACCUUUGAACCGUGCUGUACUUGGACUUGCGUGGAGCUGCUUGAGUUUUCUGUCCUGCGCUCAUUGCGGGUUAAGUGACAACCAUGUGCACUCCAGUUUUAUUUACAGGAGGUUGCGCAAUCACGAACGCAGGGAGAUCCAGAGAGAGAUCCUCUCCAUCCUGGGCUUACCUCACCGCCCGAGGCCAUUCUCUCCCGGGAAGCAGGCGUCCUCUGCGCCGCUCUUCAUGCUCGACCUGUACAACGCCAUGGCUGUGGAGGAGGAGGAGGUGGCUCAGCAGCAGGGCGCAGGGAAGAGCUUCAGUGCCAAAGCUCAGGGGCACUCCAGGAAGGGUUACUACAGCCCCCAGCAUGCCGGGUACUCCCGUGUGGCACAGCCUUACCGCGCGGCCCCUCUGUUAGGCCACAGCCCCGCGGUCACCUCAGCACACGACACCAACUUUCUCAAUGAUGCCGACAUGGUUAUGAGUUUUGUCAAUUUAGUGGAGAAAGACAAAGAUUUUUCUCACCAACGAAGACACUACAAGGAGUUCCGCUUUGAUCUGACUCAGAUCCCGGACGGAGAGGCAGUGACUGCUGCAGAGUUUCGGAUCUAUAAGGACCGCAGUCAUGUGCGCUACGACAAUAUUACUCUGAAGGUUUCCAUAUAUCAAGUCAUCAAGGAAUAUCAAAACAAAGAUGCAGAGACGUUCUUGCUCGACUCCAAAAAGGUCCAAGCAUCUGAUGGGGGCUGGCUAGUGUUUGACAUCACGGCCACCAGUAACCACUGGGUGAUGAACCCACAGCAGAACUUGGGCCUGCAGCUCUGUGUGGAGACUGUAGAUGGACGAAGUAUCAACAUAAAAUCUGCUGGAAUCAUUGGGAGGAACGGGCCCCAGUCCAAACAGCCAUUCCUGGUUGCUUUCUUCAAGGCCAGUGGGGUGUUGCUUCGCUCUGUCAGAGCUGCUGGUGGGAAAAAAAAGAACCACAAUCGCAAUAAAUCUACUAAUCAACACGAAUCAUCUAGGGCACCAAAAACUGGAGAUUACAACACAAGUGAACACAAGCAAGCCUGCAAGAAGCACGAACUUUACGUCAGUUUUCGAGAUUUGGGCUGGCAGGACUGGAUCAUUGCACCUGAGGGCUAUGCUGCUUUUUACUGUGAUGGUGAAUGCUCUUUUCCACUCAACGCUCACAUGAACGCAACAAAUCAUGCAAUUGUGCAAACCCUGGUCCAUUUAAUGUUUCCUGACAAUGUGCCAAAACCAUGCUGUGCCCCAACCAAGCUCAACGCAAUAUCAGUACUUUACUUUGAUGACAGCUCAAACGUUAUCCUCAAGAAAUAUAGAAAUAUGGUAGUUAGGUCUUGUGGUUGCCAUUAGUGGCCAGGCUAACUUUAAUUUAUGCUAUCUAUCUGGUAUGGGAAUCGCUGGAAAGCACAUCUGUUGCAGGUGUGAUGUGAUGUACAGUAUUAUGUAUAUAAAGUUGUAUUACCUAAUUUAUUUUCUUUUAAAAAAAUAGCACUGAAUAUUGCAAUAUUUAAAUGAUUAGGACAUGUUGAUUUUACUUUACGUCAGUUAUUACCUAACGUUUGUGUCCGUUGGCAUAUACUCUCUCUUAUAUACGUCUGUAUGACAACUUAUAUGAGUUAACUAUUCACUGGAGUCAUCAUGAUGCAUAAGAUCGCUUCCCCUUCUGCUUGUUUCUUCCCCACUUCUUACAGUACACUCUCUGAGCCAUGUAGAAUUAUACUUGUAAGUCAGUAUAUGAUUUGUUUUUCUUCAAUGCUAAUAUUGCGUGACUAAUACAUAUAUAAUAAUGUCACAAAAUGCAGCAUCACAAGUUAUGUGAUAAACAAGGGAAUCCUCAAGGCGAUGCUAUUAGCACUAACAUCACAACUUGAACAGGCAUCUUAAAUCAGAUUGGAUCACAGGGAGAGAAAAAAAGUGUGAGUGUUCUCUAAUCUAAACCAAACUGCCCAAAGCUAUUCUCAAGCUGUCACCAUCUUUCAGCACUGAUACUGUUUCACCUUUUCCAAGCCAGUUCUUUUUUUUAAAAGAGAGUGUCCUCAGAAGGGGAUUAUGUCAGUCUGGAAUGAAACUCUUCCAUAAACACUGUUUUCUCAUUCCUCUGUGGACUUUGACAUAGCGUCAAAUGUCUUUGCACCACACUGAUUCCAGCAUAUGUUUGGGGAAAGUAUAUCUUAAUGUAGAGUGUUGUGUAUUUUAAUAAAUGUACCACUUGAAAAACG